CGUAGACAAAGCCCGUCAAAAACUACGUUAGAAAGCAACACGAUUUUGAAGGACUGUUCACGUUAAAGCAAUAUGUGAAGAUUUAUUCAUGUUGUCCACCCAGGCGUUGACUGUGAAUAAUGAUUGGGCAGUGCAGAAAUGAAUUCUUUUGAAAGAGCCGUAGAUUAUGCAGAGUAUUUGGUAGAGUUAAGUAAACAGAAUCCUGCAGCAUUACUGAGCAGUCCUGUCAGCACAUCUAGUAAAGGGAAAUCUAUUCACCAGAAAUUGUUGGAGCUGUAUAUUGAGGAAACCGGAAAGCAGUCUGAAGAAAAGAAAUUACAAUGUAACACACAUUUACUGAAAAAGUUAGUGCGUAGAGAAAAAUUGAACUGCCUGAUACUGAACCUGUAUCCUGGCAACGAUGGAUACUCUCUAAUGUUGAGGAGUAAAACUGGUGUGGAAACAGAGACAUGCAAGCUUCCUUAUGAGGUUACAGAACUAUUAGACUACAUUGAUGAUUCAGAGCUUCCACCUUUCCUUGUUGAUGUACUGGAGAAGGCUCAGGUGAAUGUAUUUUACAAUGGGUGUGUGAUAGUGGAGGUUCGAGAUUUCAGACGAGCCACCAAUGGGACAUUUGAUAUGCAGUAUGUUCUUCUCAAACCGAACACUCAGACUUUGUUAAGUGACAUCAACAACUUGACAAAUGAUGGCAAUGUUUGGACCCAGGAGGAUCUGUUUAUGUUGGAAAGUAAGUUACUCCUGGCUACAGAGGAGCCGCUCUGUCUGGAUCCGUCCCCGGCCGUGGUCCUUGUGGCUAACAGGCAACAGUAUGACAGGAAGAAACUCAACACUCCAUUACUGAAAAGGUAUGUGAGGAAGUACAACCAGGGUGCAGCAAACAGGAAGAGGAAGUUUGCUGUGUGUAGUGCACCCAGUGAACUCAAGCUGCAUGAUUUCAUCAGCAAAAAGAAAGAUAAGAAAACCUCUACCAGUGUUAAAUUUGGAAAAUAUACUGUGGACAGCUGGAAACAGAAUCCUGUAGCACUGACAGCUCCAGAAAGUGUAGAUGUGGAAAAAUUUGCUAAAAUUAUUGAAAAACCUGAGAAAAGUAUCAUCAAGGACAAUUCUUUGAAUUUGGUAGAAGAGCAUGUAUUGGAGAGAGAUGGUAUGCAGGACAAAAAACUACUUGCCAAACUGACAAUAUAUCACCGUCCUGGCGAUGAUGCUCAUCUCGGAGAACUGUACCUAGACCAUGACUACAUAGAGGACAAGUCUAAAGGGGCAACAUGCAGAUUUCUACUGGGAAACAAAGAUUCGGUGAAAAAAUACUUGGAUCAGUUCAGAGAGAUUUUUACAGAGGAAGGUCGCAGGGCUGUGAAGAUUACCACACAGAGACCUGGUCAGGCCCCUAUAGUAACCUGUACCCAGACAACUCCUACAACCAUUGCCACAGCAACAGUGAACCAGACUGGUACAAAACCUGUAUCAACUGCUGCACAGACUGUAGAAUUAUCUCAAGGUGCCACAAUGAGCCUGGGCAGUUUGAAAAGAUCUAUGCCAAUACAGUUGUCAUUGUCUAUAGGCCCUACUCUAGGUGGAGCCCAGCAACCACAGCAGAUCCAACAAGCAGGUAAUUCCAGUCAGGCAGCCAGUCAAAUUCAGGUAAACAUGCAGCCGGCAUCCAUCAGCCAAUCACCAUUAGCAACACAGAGAUUGCAGCAAGCUAGCCAAUCACAGUCUGCGUCUCAAAGGCUGAAACAGCUUGGAAUACAUACGAGCAUAGGUUCCAGAAACAACACACCAACAGCUAGUCCUGUUACAUCACAACCCCCAAUAGCACAGCUAUUUGGUAGCCCACCAUCAUCAGCGGGUGGGGCUCAGAUCUUAACCCAGCAGCAAGCAGCAGGCACUAGAACCCCCACACAUACCCCAACACCCACACCUCCACCCUCAAUAGUAUCACCACCUCCGCAGACUCCAGGGCUGGGCAGGAAGUCGAGCCUCACUGCAGAAUCCUCCACCAUACACCACAUGGCACAAACCACACACCAGGCAAAUGUUGGCAGUAUUGUACAAGGAGAGAACACAACCCCAGCCUCUACCAGCAUCAGUCAUCAACCUCAAGGUGUUGCCAACAUCAACAUUGCCAACAUUACAGGUAUACCACCUAACAUCAACAUUCAGAAUCUCACUGGACUGCCGGGUAUGAAUAUUGCCAAUCUACAGGGUCUGCAAAACAUGCAGGUGUCCCUCUCUUUACCUGGUGGCAGUAUAGCUGUUCCUAUCAGUAUGAUAAACACUAACUCAGCUGUGUUACAGAACCAGCAGGGAAUUCUGGGUGUUUCUUCUGGCGGUACUUCAUCGUCGAACACACCUAGUGGUGUGACAACAGUAAUGUCGGUAAAUCCAGGUCAGUCUUCUGUUGUUUCCAUGGUAACACAGUCUACAGCACAGCCACAUUCUGUGGCUACAACAUCACAUAUUGUCACAGGUGUCAUAACACAGCCAAGUAAUGUGAUACCAGGUACCAGUAUGUUGUCAGUACCAAUUAACCUGGCUGGUACACCACUGGUACCAGCUGGUCUCAAACCUGCCAGUCAGACAAUAAGAAGUUCCUCUUCAAUACCACUACAAUUACAGUUUGGUCAGCAGGGCAUACAGUUUGUGAACUUGCAACAACAGGCACGGCCACAGAUGAAGGCAGGUUCAAGUCUACAACAAAACCAGACCCUAACACAAGUGGGGGUUAAACCUUCAACUUCCAUACAGGGUCCUCUUACUACAGCAAUAUUACCCACUCACGGUCCUGGGCAGCAUGUGUUGUCCCAGAUCCCUGUGGGUAAGAGUGGUGGCCCAGCAGGUGGUAUUACAACAACAUUAACCCAUCAGCAGUUGGUACAACUACAGCCUCAGUUCCAGGCACAGUUACAGGCAUUCAAGAAUCCCAGUCAGGCACCCCAGCAACAGCUGCAGUUUCACCAGAUACUGAAACAACCGGCAGUACCAACACAACCGAACAUUACAUUUGGUGGCAAACCUAAAAACAAGAAACGAACUACUCCUACCCCACCAAAAUAACAUAUAUUAAACAAUGGUUCUAGUUCGCAUUGAGCUGAGUGGUCUAGUGAUACAAAGAUGAUCAGAUUUCUGAAUUUUAAACCAAUCUAUUUCUCUGUAGGCCUGAAAAAAAUCUGAGUGAAAUUUUUUUGUUAUAACAAUGAUUUGAUAACAUUGUCUGCAUGGACAUACAAAAUAAUAGAAAACUGGAGAGGCAUUAAUUUCCAGUGAAAUGGAUGUUUUGUAUAUUAGCAACAAUGUCCUGUGACUAGAAUAGAGAAGCUUUCAGGCUUUUACUUCGAUGUGACAUUUAGGUUAUUUAUCAUUUUUUCAUGUCCGUCACAAGUAACUGUUUAAAUCUGGAGUUAAAAUGGAUUUAAAGUAGAUUUAUAAGAAACAAUGGAUAAUUAAAGGAAGAUGUGGGCAUUCAUUUCUCAGAUAAUCUGAGUGUUUUGCCUUAUAUAUAGAUAAGCAGAUUUUGCACAGCAAUAUGAGAACGUGAAUAAAGAACACGUUCUCAUUUUAAUAAAAUUGUUAGUAGGUAUUUUUUGAUUCUUGUAUAAAGCUAUAUUUUAGCAUACUGUUAUAUGUUACUGUGAUAAAGAAUUGUAAAUAAAGUAUUGGUAUGUCUAAGUUGUUA
Molecule: messenger RNA, 3676 nt
Organism: Mercenaria mercenaria
Lineage: Eukaryota; Metazoa; Mollusca; Bivalvia; Venerida; Veneridae
Product: transcription factor SPT20 homolog
Exons: 24
Coding region: 139-3057 (972 amino acids)
Biological process (GO): regulation of transcription by RNA polymerase II
Cellular component (GO): SAGA complex
Molecular function (GO): transcription coregulator activity
Source: RefSeq, a predicted model, not a curated record